AUGACAGCUUCUUCGGAUCCCUCUACACAUAACACGUCCUCCGCGCCCUCAGGCAUGGCGCGCGAGACAGGCCAGGGGCGACGCCCUCGCCCUAGUCAUGUCAAGACUGACCUUGAACCCCAACCCCAGCUGGCCGGUCUCCCUGCAUCAGCGGCCAGCGCUUCAUCAUCCGUGUCGCCAGCUUCGCAGCAUGCAUCUCCGACCCAGUCGAUAGCAACAAUUGGGACCGGUGCAACCGCCGGUAGCUCCGUUCAACCUUCGCCUGCAUCUUUAGAGCCGUGCUUUGAGAUCGAGAUGGAAGAGCUCGAUUUCUCCUUUUCGGCAUUCCAGCUCCCAGAACCACUCACACGUCAACCCGAUGAAAGCGCCUCUCAGCUCUCGCGGAGAACUAGCACGACUUCGCUUGGCCAGGGCAGCCUGAAGACUCCUCCUCCCACCAGCGGGCUGACAACAGAAGGCAACAAAGUCGCCAGCGUUGUCCGCCGCGCCUCCACAGUGGUGAAAAACACUACAACCAAGGCACUCGGCAUCCUCAACCGGCGGCCGUCACAGUCUCAACCCCGGAGUCGGGAUACCAGCGUGGGGCCCGGCGUCUUGCGCAGGAGGGGAAGUACAAGCAACCCUACCACUCCCCUUGAUGCUGCGAGCCCCUUUGAUACCGAAUCUGAGGAUGAUGUCCCUGGCAGUACUGGUGACCUGCGAUAUCGCGACGAUGGGAGCAUGUCUCUCGAGUUCGGGUUGAUCCCGCUGGUCCUUCGCCAGGGUAUGCCCAUGGAGAAACUGCGCAUCAAGCGAGGCAACCUGAAGCCCAUCACCCUCUACAUCGAUCCCGACGCGGCAAAGAUCUGGUGGGACCGGCCACAUCGUUCACCCAGAUUUAUCUACAUCGAUGACAUCGCCGAGAUCCGCAUUGCCGAGGACACUCGCCAGUACCGGCUUGACGCCAACCUCCCCGAUUCUUACGAGUCGCGCUGGUUUACGCUGAAGCUCCGACUCCCCGACAAGCAAGGUGAUAAAUUUGUGCACCUCAUUGCACCAACCGAGGCGGCCUGCGAGCAAUGGGUUCAGGCGCUUGAGACCAUUUCUAAGCACCGUCAAGACUUUGCGGUUAGCCUUAUGUCUCUGAACGACAAAGCCGUCCAGGCCUACUGGGAAAAAGAGAUGAACCGGACACUAGGCAAGCAGCACGAUCAAGAUGACGAGCACAUAGAUUUCGCUGGCGUCGAGCGUGUUUGCCGCAGCCUUCACAUCCACAUUUCCGGUGAAAAACUACGCAGAAUUUUCGACACUGUUGCGGAAAUGUCCUCAAGUUGGGACGACCUUCACUCGUGCCGUGGCAGUGAUUUCCGUCUGGACUUCAGGGGAUUCCAGGAGUUCGUUAAGCUCUUAAAGACUCGGGAGGACAUCCGGCGCGUGUUCCAGGAACACACCAAGGACCCAGAGGCUGGUAUGACCAAGGCCGAGUUUCUGCGGUUCUUGCGUGAGGUCCAGCGCGAAGAUGUUGACGCCGGACUGGCGGACUGGGAGGCUGUCUUCGCGCGCUUCGCUCGACGGGGACGGAGCAAGGACGUGUCAAAGCAGCAGCCGGCAAUUGCAGCGGGUAUGACGGGCGUGGGUGCUGCUGGGGGGGACAUCUGCGUGGCCAGCGACGAGCUGACCAUGUCUGAGGCCGCCUUCGCCAGCUUCCUCACGUCCACUUCGAACGAGGUGAUCCCGAAGGAGCCUCAGCAGUAUGUGCUGGACCGCCCAUUCAACGAGUACUACAUUUCGAGCUCUCACAACACGUACCUGCUGGGACGGCAAGUCAAGGGGGUCUCUAGCGUUGAGGGUUACAUCUCGGCUCUUAUGAGGGGCUGCCGCUGCGUCGAAGUGGACUGCUGGGAUGGUCCAGCAGGUGAGCCUGUGGUGACGCAUGGCCGGUCGAUGACCAACUCGAUCUCGUUUGAGGUGGUCAUACAGACCAUCAAUAAAUACGCGUUCGUCAAGUCGCGGUUCCCUUUGUGGAUCUCGCUCGAGGUUCGCUGCGGUGUCACAACGCAGGCCAAGAUGGCCGAAAUCAUGAUCCGGAUCUUUGGCGAGCGGCUCGUUCGCGCACCCCUGGAUCCCACGUCGGAUCGCCUUCCGUCUCCGUCGGAGCUGAUGGAGCGCAUCCUUAUUAAGGUCAAGAAGUCGGACGAAUCGCUGCGGAAUGCUGGAGAGAGGGUUGGCCGCCGGCGCGGAAACAGUAUGCCAUCUCCCUACACACGGGCAGUCCAGCCUUCGGAUGGCACUGGAACCGCCCCUCCUAGCCCCCUCCUGUCGGGGUCGAUGUCUGGCACACGGUCGAAUCGGGCCAUCAACACGAUCACCGAAGGGAUCGUUCAUGAGGCGCAUAGCUGCGGUGCUAGUGAGUGCGACAGCGACAGUGAUCGAGACUCGGUCAAGAAACCCACCACCAAAAUCAACCCCAUCCUGGGUGACUUGGGAGUCUACUGCUCGGGUAUCCACUUCAAUGGCUUUGACAGUCCCGAGGCAAAGACCUUCAAUCACAUCUUCUCAUUCAAGGAGAGCACUUUUGCCGCGAAGAGCCAGCCGAGCUCGGCCAAGCGGGCGUUGUACCGUCACAACAUGCGUUACUUGAUGCGUGUGUACCCCAAUGCGACCCGGCUGAAUUCGAGCAACUUCGAUCCUCUCGUUUACUGGAAGAGAGGCGUUCAGAUGGCUGCGCUCAAUUGGCAGACCUUUGACCUCGGUAUGCAGAUCAACCAGGCCAUGUUUGAUGGUGGCACAGCUGCCUCGGGUUACGUCCUCAAGCCGUUGGAGGGGCGCCAGAUCAAGGUGAUGCCCAGCCUUUCUCCUGAUGAAUGCAUCGGCAAGCGUCCUCGCAAGAAGAUCAGCUUCGAGAUCGAGAUUAUCUCUGCGCAGCAGCUCAUGCGGCCCAGCAAUAAGAAGACAAUGGACCCGUACGUCGAGGUUGAGGUCUUCCUGGCGGACGACAAACGCAACAAAGCCGAUGCAGCGAUGGUGAUGCAGAACUCACCUCUACGGCAACGCACACACAUCGAGCGCGACAAUGGCUUCAACCCUGAGUUUCGUGAGACAUUCCGUUUCGACGUGACGACCAAGUACCCGGACUUGAUCUUUGUGCGCUGGAGCGUCAAGCUGGCCGAUCGCAGCUACAGCGACAAGAAUGUGCUGGCGACGUACACGGCCAAGCUGAGCAAUCUCAAGCAAGGCUACCGCACGAUCCCGUUGCUGGACCAGAAUGGCGAUCGCUUCAUGUUCUCGACACUGUUUUGUCGGAUCAAGAAGGGCCAGUUCAUGGAUGUUAUGGUCGACUACCAGGAGGAUGGCCCGCGCAACAGCAGCAAGUUUAUGAAUAUUGGCCGGACGGUGUUCAGCCAGUCCACCUCGAGCCCUAAGUCUAGUAUGGAUAGCGGCCGGGCCUGA
Molecule: messenger RNA, 3429 nt
Organism: Thermochaetoides thermophila DSM 1495
Lineage: Eukaryota; Fungi; Ascomycota; Sordariomycetes; Sordariales; Chaetomiaceae
Exons: 1
Coding region: 1-3429 (1142 amino acids)
Biological process (GO): phosphatidylinositol-mediated signaling; lipid metabolic process
Molecular function (GO): phosphatidylinositol-4,5-bisphosphate phospholipase C activity
Source: RefSeq, a predicted model, not a curated record